Messenger RNA from Lagenorhynchus albirostris (white-beaked dolphin), 2215 nucleotides. RefSeq names its product ATPase H+ transporting V1 subunit C1 (gene ATP6V1C1). The transcript has 14 exons. The record is from RefSeq and is a predicted model, not a curated record. Bases 383 to 1531 code for a protein of 382 amino acids. Gene Ontology annotation, biological process: proton transmembrane transport. Lineage: Eukaryota; Metazoa; Chordata; Mammalia; Artiodactyla; Delphinidae. Gene Ontology annotation, molecular function: proton-transporting ATPase activity, rotational mechanism. Gene Ontology annotation, cellular component: lysosomal membrane; vacuolar proton-transporting V-type ATPase, V1 domain.
ACCGCUCCGGCUGGCACGUGACUUGCUUCGUGGGCUCUGGGGUCGAGGAAGCUGUGAGACCGGAGAUUAGGUCGGGUAGGGAUGGAGCGCUGAGCCGUUAACGUCUGCCAGGCUGUACACCUCUGUACCUGUUACUGCUGCCGCUUCCUCGUUUGACACUUCCCUGGGUCUUUGAGAGAAAGUAGAUGAAAAUGCCAUUCAUUGUAUAGUUAGGGACCUAUCUAGACCCUUGGACCUAGAAAUGGACAUCAAGUGAUGUGUUUAAGUCUAGCAUAACUUCCAUCGUCUUCUGAUUGCCGAUUACCUGCACAGUACUUAACCACAAUCACAUCUAGAGAGAAGGAGUCUGUCUUGAUUUUGGAAGAAAUAUCUGGUAACCAACAUGACUGAGUUCUGGCUUAUAUCAGCUCCUGGGGAGAAAACAUGUCAGCAAACAUGGGAGAAAUUGCAUGCGGCAACUACGAAGAACAACAAUCUUGCAGCUACUUCAAAGUUCAACAUUCCUGACUUAAAGGUUGGCACACUCGAUGUCUUGGUUGGUUUGUCGGAUGAACUGGCUAAACUGGAUGCAUUUGUAGAAGGGGUGGUUAAGAAAGUGGCUCAGUAUAUGGCUGACGUAUUGGAGGAUAGUAAAGAUAAAGUUCAGGAGAAUUUGUUGGCCAAUGGAGUUGACUUGGUUACUUAUAUAACAAGGUUUCAAUGGGACAUGGCUAAAUAUCCAAUCAAGCAGUCCCUGAAAAAUAUUUCUGAAAUAAUUGCCAAGGGAGUGACUCAGAUUGACAAUGACCUGAAAUCUCGAGCAUCCGCAUAUAACAACCUGAAAGGGAAUCUUCAGAAUUUGGAACGAAAGAAUGCAGGAAGUUUGCUAACUAGAAGUCUAGCAGAAAUUGUGAAGAAGGAUGACUUUGUUCUUGACUCAGAGUAUCUCGUCACAUUACUGGUCGUGGUUCCCAAGUUAAACCACAAUGACUGGAUUAAGCAGUAUGAAACAUUAGCUGAAAUGGUAGUUCCAAGGUCUAGCAAUGUUCUCUCAGAGGACCAAGACAGUUACCUGUGUAAUGUCACCUUGUUUAGGAAGGCAGUUGAUGACUUCAGACACAAAGCCAGGGAAAACAAAUUCAUCGUUCGUGACUUCCAGUAUAAUGAAGAGGAGAUGAAAGCAGACAAAGAAGAAAUGAACAGGCUUUCUACCGACAAGAAAAAGCAAUUUGGACCACUUGUACGGUGGCUGAAAGUGAAUUUCAGUGAGGCGUUUAUUGCGUGGAUUCAUGUAAAAGCGUUGAGGGUUUUUGUUGAGUCUGUUUUGAGGUAUGGCUUGCCAGUGAACUUCCAAGCAAUGCUCCUUCAGCCCAAUAAGAAAACAAUGAAGAAACUAAGAGAAGUAUUAUAUGAAUUGUAUAAACAUCUAGAUAGCAGUGCAGCAGCUAUUAUUGAUGCUCCUAUGGAUAUUCCAGGCUUAAACCUGAGUCAACAGGAAUAUUACCCCUAUGUGUACUACAAGAUCGAUUGCAACUUGCUGGAAUUCAAGUAAAAUGAGCCCCCCAGAUAGCCCUGCCCUCAUGUCGGUGUUGGUGUUUGCUAACAGACGUAGGUUGUAGUAUGGCUGUACUUUUAACUCUCUCUUACCCCUUGCUUGCUUCUCACCCCCUUUCCUAUUCGCGUUCUCUUGUAGUGGUCCAUUUGUCAACAUUUUGUUUUUAAAAGGAAACUAUAUGUCUUGUUUCUUUUUAUUGAUCAGGUCUGUAAAUGUGUACUAAAAAAAAAAUCAGAGUUUAUUUAUAAACAGAAUAGUUUAUUUAAAAAGAAGGUCUUACUUCAUCGAUAUUGUGGUAUGCAUUAAUUCCAUUUGUUGCUGUUGUGACAGAAGCCUUGUGUACAAGGGAAUGGUGUAAACAGUUAUACCAUUUUGUUCACUGUAUUUAGUAGACAUAAUUGUUUAAUAGUUAUUGAAUUGUGAUGUAAAGAAAUGUGACAAUAUUCAGGUAUGUGCUUUCUGAAUGUUUCAAAUUACAAUCUGUGAGCACUUGACACCCACAGGAGAGAAUAAAAUUACCUGUGCAAAGGUGGAUUGUGGUGUGUGUAACUUCCAAAGAUUACGGUUCAAGUUUGAAGAUUAUUUUUGAACACAUGGUGGGUAUUUACAUUUGGACACUAGACUUUCAGGUCUCUCAAUUAGGAGGUAGGGCCAAUUUUUGAAUAAAGUGUAGUAGAACUC